AUGACGUCAUUUAUCAUCGUUCGCGACGUCGCCAUUCGCGUCGCCAUGUGUGUCGCCGCGACACUCGGAGGAGCAACCGACAACGAGGCAGGAAUCGUCGUUUCAGCAGGCCAAGAACCAGCAGGAGCAAAGUUGAUCGGUCAGCGUGUCGGAGCUAGAGCGUUCGUGAAAGGUGGCAAAUCCGGUUUUGUCAAUCUGAAACAGAAAAGAUUGUUCGAGGGUCCCGAACAAACCGAUGAACGUAGUGGUGGAACCACAUUGGCAAGAGCAGUUCAGUGCGACGUUUGGAAAAUCGCUGUGAAACUCGAGCCGGUUUACGGUGCCUUCUGCGGAGCAUCGCAGAUAACCGAGCCAGUCAACAGAAUUGAUGGUAGCUUUGCAAAUGGCAUUGUCUUGUACAGCUCGGAAACGAUGUUGGUCAGCGGUGAGGUGCAACGUUACGACACUGGAACUAGUCAUCCUUGA
Messenger RNA from Caenorhabditis bovis, 465 nucleotides. Lineage: Eukaryota; Metazoa; Nematoda; Chromadorea; Rhabditida; Rhabditidae. The record is from the annotation of a GenBank genome assembly.